Molecule: messenger RNA, 1197 nt
Organism: Ceutorhynchus assimilis (cabbage seed weevil)
Lineage: Eukaryota; Metazoa; Arthropoda; Insecta; Coleoptera; Curculionidae
Source: the annotation of a GenBank genome assembly
AUGAUUCGUACAGAAGCAAAAAUAGUUUCUGAAAAAGAUCAAGAAAAUUCGUUUGCCCCAUACACGGCAAUGGAAUAUUUGUUGGAUAAAUUGAAGUUGCUGAAUUACGAAAUGGAAUUUUUAAGCGAAAUUAAAUUAAAGCCUAUUCAUAAAUAUUAUUUCAUAGUAAUCAAAAAUAGCGGGGAACAAUUUUACUUAUUUUCUAUACUAGCAGCUUGGCUCAUUCGUAAAACGGGUAAACCGUUCGAGAAUCCCCAGGAACACGACGAUCCAAAUGAUACAAUUGAUAGGAUACUAAUAGAAGUCAAAAACAUGGGUAUGAAAGUCGAUUUUUCUGCUGGAAAACUAAAACAAGGAGUUGGAGAGCAUGUGGUUAAUGUUUUGGAUUUUCUUGCUAAUGCCGCAAUCAAAAAAGAUAAUUUAAUUUUAGAAAAGCCCAAACCACAAGAAGAAGAAACCCAGGAAACUGAAGCUAUAGAGGAUGAAUCUGAACUGAACUUAGAUAGAGUAGAAGAGGAAAUGAUAGCAGCGUAUUCAGAUGACUCUGACGAAGAAAAUAUUUUUCAUUUGGAUAGCGUGAAACCAAUCAAAAGAGACAUACAACAAAUUGACCUAAAGGCGCAUAUUGAUGAAGAAAGCUGGAAAUUGGAAGUAGAACGAGUAUUGCCUCUACUUAAAGUGACUAUUAAAAAUGAAAAUAGAGAUUGGAGAUCUCAUUUGGAACAAAUGAAAAUUUAUAAAAGUAACAUCGACGAAAGUUUGGGGCCAGCUAAAAGUCAAUUGCAAAGAUUGCACAAAGAAAUAAGUACUACUUUGGAAAAAGUUGGCAAUCGAGAAAAAUAUUUGAACAGGGAACUUGAAAGCGUUCUUGAUAAUUACAGGACUUUGAAAGACCAACUAUCGAAAAUCAAAGAAAAAUACAAAACCAUCAGCACCGGAGUGGCUGAAAGAAACAGAGAGCUAAACAAUUUAAAUGGUAAAGUCGAUUCUAUCAAGCAACAAAUGGAUGAGAGAGGCAGCUCGAUGACGGACGGAACUCCACUAGUGAACAUUAAAAAAUCCAUAGGUAAAAUCAAAACGGAAAUUGUGGAUAUGGACGUCAGGAUAGGAGUGCUAGAGUGUCUGUUACUCCAGACAAAAAUUAGAGAAGAGAAACAGUUGGAAAAUGUUUUUGAACAUCCCACAUCUGUUUAUUAA